UUAGUACUAUUCAUAUUUGUGUAUGAUCCAUUUGUGUGAGAUAAAUGUAAUUAAUAUAUUUGAAUCGUAACUUUCGGAGUAUGGUGGCGCUUUAACUGCUCUUACAUUUUCACAAAGAGGUUAUAACUUGAUGUCUACCCACAUAUAUAAGUAUUGACAUCGUGAAUUAUAUUCGUAGUAAGAAGUAUUGUUUGGUUUUAUAUAUUGUUAUAAGUUUUAAGUGAGUCAAGAUAGUAAUUUUGAACAAUAAUUAUGAAUGUGUUUUCAUUCAAGUAUAGAAAUAUAAUUUUGGGAAUAGCUGCAUCUGCUGUUGCGCAUUAUGCAAUUCUCACGCCACAUACUGUCUUUUUAAAUAAAUAUAGAUACAUAAUGGCUAGAUAUCAACUUGGCAAAGAAGUGCCAUUAGGUCCUAUAAUGCAGCAGAGAAUCCAAGAAGUAAUGGAAGAUUUAAAGCUACAUGAUGACGUAAAGAAUCUUAUAAAACCUUUUAGCGUAUUUGGUUUUGAUUUAUUUCAUGCUGGAACUCUUAAUACUAAAUACGGCGCAAUACUGGGAAUUCCUGUUAAUUUUACCAAUACAGCAGAGCAACUCCGUGAAAACUUGCAAAUCAAGGAAGAGCAAGUGGACUGGACGCGACAAGAUGCGAACACUUUCUUGAGUGCAUCAAUGCUCUCUGAGAAUGCACAAAAAUUCGCAAUUGCACAUGAAAUUCUGCAAAUUCUGGCAGAGGAGCCAUAUUAUAAUUCUAUCGAAUUGAUGCUGAUUGUAGCAGUAUUAUGGACCCUUUACAAUGCUAUCAUUUAUAGAUUUAAUUUACGUGAAAGAAAUGUGAUACUCUGUCGUUCACUUUAUUCAAGCUUUACUUUAUUUGGUGCAAUAUUUUGGUUUGGUAUUAAGGAUUAUCAAAGUUACCGUUUCGACAGAAAGACCGAUGAAGUUUUGUGUAAUUUAGGAACUGAAUAUAUUAAAGGUGGACAGGAAUUUUAUGAAAAGAUGUUAAUCAGAAACAGAGCUAUAAGAUCCCUUUUAGGGGAUGAAGGGAAAAAGUUAUACACCGCUUAUGGAAAUAAACAAAAUUUUUUGAGGCAGAAACAUGUACCGAUAUCUCACAAAAAGGAUUUUUACGAUUCGCGUUUACAAAAUUUGAAUUAAAAUAAAUUUUAAAUCUACAAUGA
This is a messenger RNA of Linepithema humile (Argentine ant), 1175 nucleotides long. Its product is annotated as transmembrane protein 177. The record is from RefSeq and is a predicted model, not a curated record. Lineage: Eukaryota; Metazoa; Arthropoda; Insecta; Hymenoptera; Formicidae. Gene Ontology annotation, cellular component: membrane.